AAGCCAGCUCUCAGCGGGUGGUGGGGGUUGCACUGCGGUAAUAUGGCUCUUCCUUAGCCAGCGGCGGUGGCCGGCGGUGGGGUAGAGCGGUUCUGCCUCCCGGGUGGCUGGUUUCUGGGCUGCAGGGGCUCAGCGGGUCGUGACUAGGCUGUGGUGGCGGAUGCCGGAGGAGCGCCGGCCCCGCCGCUUGGCGGCUCCCGGGUCAAGAUGAGCGCUUCAGCGUCGGUCGGGGGACCGGUCCCCCCGCCGCCCCCGGGCCCGGCCGCCGCGCUGCCUCCCGGUUCUGCCGCGCGGGCCCUGCAUGUGGAGCUGCCGUCUCAGCAGCGACGUCUUAGACAUCUUCGGAACAUUGCUGCCCGGAACAUUGUUAAUAGGAAUGGCCAUCAACUCCUAGAUACCUACUUCACACUUCACUUGUGUAACACUGAAAAGGUAUAUAAAGAAUUUUAUAGGAGUGAAGUGAUUAAGAAUUCCUUGAAUCCAACAUGGCGGAGUCUUGAUUUUGGAAUAAUGCCGGACCGUCUCGAUACAUCUGUGUCUUGUUUCGUGGUGAAGAUUUGGGGUGGGAAGGAGGACAUCUACCAGCUGUUGAUUGAAUGGAAAGUCUGUUUGGAUGGGCUGAAAUAUUUGGGUCAGCAGAUUCAUGCCCGCAACCAAAAUGAAAUAAUUUUUGGGCUGAAUGAUGGCUAUUAUGGUGCUCCAUUUGAACAUAAGGGUUAUUCAGAUGCUCAGAAGAGUAUUCUUCUUCAGGUGGAUCAGAACUGUGUUCGCAAUUCUUAUGAUGUCUUCUCUUUGCUGCGGCUUCAUAGAGCCCAGUGUGCAAUUAAACAGACUCAGGUAACUGUUCAGAAAAUUGGAAAGGAAAUUGAAGAAAAACUAAGACUCACAUCUACAAGCAAUGAGCUGAAAAAAGAAAGUGAGUGCCUGCAAUUAAAAAUUUUGGUGCUUCGAAAUGAACUGGAAAGACAGAAGAAAGCUUUGGGACGGGAGGUGGCAUUACUGCAUAAGGAACAAAUUGCAUUACAGGACAAAGGAAGUGCAUUUUCGGCUGAGCACCUCAAGCUUCAACUCCAGAAGGAAUCCCUAAAUGAGUUGAGGAAGGAGUGUACUGCGAAAAGAGAACUCUUUCUGAAGACUAAUGCCCAGUUGACAAUUCGUUGCAGGCAAUUACUAUCUGAGCUUUCCUACAUUUACCCUAUUGAUUUGAAUGAGCAUAAGGAUUACUUUGUAUGUGGUGUCAAGUUGCCUAAUUCUGAGGACUUCCAAGCAAAAGAUGAUGGAAGCAUUGCUGUUGCCCUUGGUUACACUGCUCAUUUAGUAUCAAUGAUUUCCUUUUUCCUACAAGUGCCCCUCAGAUAUCCUAUAAUUCAUAAGGGAUCGAGAUCAACAAUCAAAGAUAAUAUUAAUGACAAGUUGACUGAAAAGGAGAGAGAGUUUCCAUUAUACCCAAAAGGAGGGGAGAAGUUGCAGUUUGAUUAUGGUGUCUAUCUUCUGAACAAAAACAUAGCACAGCUAAGAUAUCAACAUGGACUAGGGACCCCAGACUUGAGGCAAACCCUCCCUAACCUGAAAAACUUCAUGGAGCACGGACUAAUGGUCAGGUGCGACAGACAUCACACCUCCAGUGCAAUCCCUGUUCCAAAGAGACAAAGCUCCAUAUUUGGGGGUGUAGAUGUAGGCUUCUCUGGGGGGAUGCCUUCACCAGACAAAGGACACCGGAAACGGGCCAGCUCAGAGAAUGAGAGACUCCAGUACAAAACCCCUCCCCCCAGUUACAGCUCAGCAUUAGCCCAGCCUGUGACCACCGUCCCCUCCACGGGAGAAUCUGAGAGAAAGACAACAUCUCUGUCUUCCUCCUUGGACACCUCCUUGGACUUCUCCAAAGAAAACAAGAAAAAAGGGGUAGAUCUGAGUGACAGCUUCAACGGAGGCCAUGGGAGUGUGAGCACUAGCCAGGAACAGGGACAAGCCCUCCCGGGGCCUCCAGCCACAGUCAACGGCACCCUCCUGCCCGGCGAGCAGGCCGGCUCCUCCAGCGCCCAGCUUCCAGGGGGGUUCCACCCGGUCUCCGAAGCCGAGCUCUGCUGUACCGUGGAGCAAGCAGAAGAGAUCAUCGGCAUGGAAGCCACAGGCUUCACCUCAGGCGAUCAGCUGGAAGCAUUUAACUGCAUCCCCGUGGACAGUGCCGUGGCAGUGGAGUGUGACGAACAAGUUCUGGGAGAAUUUGAAGAGUUCUCCCGAAGGAUCUAUGCACUGAACGAAAAUGUAUCCAGCUUCCGCCGGCCACGCAGGAGUUCUGAUAAGUGAAGCGAGCGGACAGACGCUUUGAAAUUCCUCUUGAACCUACAUCUCCAUAUGUUACAUCGUGACAGCACUGGCCUGAACAAAACCUGUGGCUGUAUCUAAGCUAAUGCCGUUGACUUCAUUUGAGCUUACAUAUUGUGUGUAGCAACACACCGCCACAGGCGUACUCUGCAGUAGCUCAUUUGUCCUCCAUAACGACUUAACUCAUAGGUUCCAUAAUCAUUUUCAUAUUUUGUCCAAGCAUGCCUGGGCUCAAUUAUAAACAUAGCUACACUGGUAAAUGGAGUAGUUCAUGUUGUUAUUUUUCAGGUAGAGAACUCACAAGAUCAUUGUAUGACAGACAGACCCAACCUGCAAGCAAUUAAAAGUUUUAACUUGAUCUGAAGAAAUCCAUCUUAUUCCUCUAAACAGGUGGAACUACUCCAAACCUGGAGCGGAAGCCAUCUGUAGAGUCACGGCUUCUUUGCAGAGUACUGUCAUUCAUUUUGGAGUCAGUAAGGGUGGAGCUAGACAUGAUCUUGGAUGUACAUCAGACUGGGCUUGUGGGGUCCUCCAGUGAAGUAACAUCUACCCCCGACCAAGCCCAAAAAAAAAAGGUUUUGAAGGACUAUAUUAGUAUUGAACAAUGGAAGGUGAAUCACAUGUGACGUGUGAUUCUUCAGAUAUGGGAGAGACCUUUAAACUUCAUGCAAAACUCAAAGACAAGGUGCAUUCAAUGCAGGUCCUCCAGCCCGGUUUCUGGCAUCACCAAGCAGAGGGACCACGUACAGGAGCACCCAUAGUUACAGUGUUCAUCUCAGAUUCCACACAGCCAGAUAGAGCCUGCAGCUCCGGGGUUCCAUCUGUCAGUCUCCCAUUUGUGGACUCCCUGAUUCUGGGGUUCACAGCUUUUGACCCACACAGCAUGGAACCCCACCAUUGAAUGUGAUCUGGUAGGCCAGAACUGAUCAACAGUUACCUACACAUUUGCCUAAUCCACACUGUGUCCAGUGAUGUUGUGCCUCAAAACACCACUUAGGUUUCAGUUUAUUUAGUUUAGGUUUUGAGUUUUCACUGAGUUUGUUUGAUGUCUGCAGUUUCUGCCAAACUUGGGUAGAUCCUACAGCAUUACAUUCUCCAGGAAUAACUCUGACAUUUCCCAAAGCUGCAGAAUUCAUUUUGCCUCUGUUUAAAGUGGCCAAGGCCAAAUAUGGGAUGAGGUAUUAUCUCCUACUAAUCUUUGUAAUUUUUGCUUUGAGAAUGUAAGUUGAAAUGAAAACUCAGUCCUAUCCAUUUCUGAACUGCUAAGAGCCCUUUCAAUUUUCAUGUAGCUGAGACACUUUUACAGCCGGCAAAUGUUAUCAGAUGAAUAUUUGCUUGUGUUUUCUCUCUCCACUUCCCCUUACCCACUUUAAAAAUUCCAGAGAUUUUUCCCCCCCCAGAAUAUUAGUUUUGGAAGAUUGUAUCCAGCUAUAUUUUUUUAGCAGUUCUAAUAGUGCCCGUUUAUCCUGACCUAACCAGUUAUUUAAAUAAAUUUUUAAACCACCACCAAUAAUAAAUGGCAUGUGAAACUGAUCUGUUGGUAAUUGGAAGAAAACUCAGCAUCUGUAUUUAUAAAAUAAAAUUGAUUAGUAUUUAUUUUGAGAGUAAAAGUGUAUGUUACUUCCCUGCUAUGUUUGAGUCCUGUCUUCUUCACUGUUUUGAAUUUCAUACUAAAGCUGAGUUAACUAUGAAAACCUCAUUCUUAA
Molecule: messenger RNA, 4031 nt
Organism: Delphinapterus leucas (beluga whale)
Lineage: Eukaryota; Metazoa; Chordata; Mammalia; Artiodactyla; Monodontidae
Gene: UVRAG
Product: UV radiation resistance associated
Biological process (GO): SNARE complex assembly
Cellular component (GO): endosome; lytic vacuole
Molecular function (GO): SNARE binding
Source: RefSeq, a predicted model, not a curated record